Messenger RNA from Anoplophora glabripennis (Asian longhorned beetle), 834 nucleotides. RefSeq lists its product as uncharacterized. Gene Ontology annotation, biological process: regulation of transcription by RNA polymerase II. NCBI's taxonomy places the organism in Eukaryota, Metazoa, Arthropoda, Insecta, Coleoptera, Cerambycidae. Gene Ontology annotation, cellular component: nucleus; transcription regulator complex. Gene Ontology annotation, molecular function: DNA binding. The transcript has 3 exons. Bases 1 to 834 code for a protein of 277 amino acids. The record is from RefSeq and is a predicted model, not a curated record.
AUGCGAGACGACCACGAAUUUAACAUAAAAUUUGUAAGCGUUGUAGAGGCAUUUCCCUGCCUGUAUGACAAUACGCGGGAGGAUUAUCAUAUGAGCCAUGUGCAAGAGCGGGCCUGGGCCAAAAUUGCGAAAAACAUUGGAGAAGGAGCUACCAUCGCAGACUGCAAAAAAAGGAAUCUACGUGGAAGUUACACGAAACAUUUAAAGACCUACAUGCCAUCUGGAUCUGGAGCAUCAGCGAAACGCUCAUACUAUCUCUCAGAGUACAUAUCUUUUGUUCUACCGUUCACAAAGUCACGCCAACCGAAAGGAAAUGUUGAAGCUUCAAAGAAUAACCAAGAGACCGAAGAGCUUGAACCCGAACAAUUAGGAAGUCCAAAUGAAGUUGGAAAUUACAAAAACAACCACGGGAAAAAGCACGAUAGUGAUGAUGAACAGUCGAUUACUGAAGACGUCAACCAGGAUGUAUCAGAUGUAAUUUUAUCUCAGCGAGAUAGUUUGGAAAAAAACGAUUCUCUUAAUCCAAAGCAAGGAAAACAAAAAAAAAGUCUAUCCAGUUCGUCAGUACUCAGUGAAAAUACUCGUAAACCUAAAAGAAGUAAAACUACUCAGAAUGAAGAAACUUUGGAAGUCGUAAACAAAUCUGCCUUUGAGUAUUUUGAAAAAAAGAAGCAAGCACCGUAUAAACCACCUGCUUUAACCAAUGAUGAUGCCGAUAUGCAAUUUUUGUUGAGUCUAUUGUCUGAUUUAAAAAAAAUUACUGACAAGCAGAAAAGAAAAUUUAAAGCUAGCGAAACCUCAAUCUUGCCGAUGAAAUCUUGGACGAGCCAGUAG